Messenger RNA from Octopus sinensis (East Asian common octopus), 992 nucleotides. RefSeq names its product leucine-rich repeat-containing protein 4C-like. NCBI's taxonomy places the organism in Eukaryota, Metazoa, Mollusca, Cephalopoda, Octopoda, Octopodidae. Gene Ontology annotation, cellular component: plasma membrane. Gene Ontology annotation, molecular function: protein binding. The annotation marks the transcript as partial. The transcript is spliced from 13 exons. The record is from RefSeq and is a predicted model, not a curated record.
AUGGAGGUUGUUGGAAUGCUGUUGGACAAAGUUGCUAUAUCAGUUACACGUCUCUCAACUGAUCAUGCAGAAGUUGAUAAAUCUACGCCUGGCAAUAUGUUUCACCACGUAGUAUCAUAUAGACGGUCUCUUGUGUUGAUACUGUGUACGAUAUUGUUUUUGGAGACUCAAGCUGAUUCAGAUAUAUGCAACACAUGUAAUUGCAAUUCACUUACAACGAGAAUAUAUUGUGCACGUCGCAAUUUACUAUCAAUUCCACAACCAAUUCCGACGAAUGUUGAAUAUUUAGAUCUGCGAGGGAACAACAUUUCAACCAUCAAAGAAGGAGCAUUCACGGGGCUUUCGAAUUUAAAGACAUUAGAUCUUGGAGGGAACAACAUUGCAACCAUCACGGGGCUUUCAAAUUUAAACGUAUUAAAUCUGAACGAGAACAACAUUUCAACCAUCACAGAAGGUGCAUUUACGGGGCUUUCAAAUUUAAAGACAUUAUAUCUGUACGAGAACAACAUUGCAACCAUCACAGAAGGUACAUUCACGGGGCUUUCAAAUUUAAACUUCUUAUAUCUUGGUUCCAACAACAUAGCAACCAUCAAAGAAGGAGCAUUCACGGCGCUUUCGAAUUUAAAGACAUUAUAUCUGUACGAGAACAACAUUGCAACCAUCACAGAAGGUACAUUCACGGGGCUUUCAAAUUUAAACUACUUAAAUCUUGGUUCCAACAACAUAGCAACCAUCAAAGAAGGAGCAUUCACGGCGCUUUCGAAUUUAAAGACAUUAAAUCUUGGUUCCAACAACAUAGCAACCAUCAAAGAAGGAGCAUUCACGGCGCUUUCGAAUUUAAAGACAUUAAAUCUUGGUUCCAACAACAUAGCAACCAUCAAAGAAGGAGCAUUCACGGCGCUUUCGAAUUUAAAGACAUUAUAUCUUGGUUCCAACAACAUAGCAACCAUCAAAGAAGGAGCAUUCACGGCGCUUUCGAAUUUAAAGACAUU